Molecule: messenger RNA, 1239 nt
Organism: Caenorhabditis elegans
Lineage: Eukaryota; Metazoa; Nematoda; Chromadorea; Rhabditida; Rhabditidae
Gene: chil-2
Product: GH18 domain-containing protein
Exons: 3
Coding region: 88-1239 (383 amino acids)
Biological process (GO): carbohydrate metabolic process
Molecular function (GO): chitin binding
Source: RefSeq, marked reviewed
CAAUCAAUGAUUUCAGAUAUAACUGUGAAAUGGAAAUAUUUUUGCAAAAUUUUUCUGCUAAUUACUUUAGUUUUGAUUACUUGUGCGAUGGUGGCCUAUGGACUGUCGAGUGCAGUUUUGUUUUAUUUGGAAGAUUCGGAAGCAUUUGAAACAAAUGAAAUAAACUACGAAUAUUCUUCGAAACUAAUGGCAAAUUUCAAAUGCCAGAAGCGCGUCGUUGCUUACUCUGCAAAAUUUCUCAGUAAUCAUCAGCUCAAAAAACUGACUCAUUUCAUAUUUACCUCAAUUAGUAUAUUUCCAAAUGGGACAAUCAAAUGGCCAAAUUGUGAAAAUUUUGAAAGUUACGCAAGAAAAGCAAAGAUGGACAAUCCAAACCUUAAAAUAAUGGUUGAAAUAAAUGGCAAAUUUUUCUCGGUUUUAGCAGAAGAUGAAAAGAAAAAUUCCUUCAUAAAGUCUAUAUCUUCUUUUGUCGUUGAUCACAAGUUUGAUGGUGUCGAUAUAUUCUGGUCAUGGCCAGAAGACGAGGAUACAUUCCAUCUAUUCAUAAAGGAAUUUCGAGAAAAACUUGAGAAACAUAUGAUCAUAUCUAUUGCUAUUCCGCGACUAGCUCAACAGCUGGAAGGCUUCAAUCUGAAACUUUUAAUGAAUCACAUUGAUUUCCUCAACGUCUUAUCAAUCAACUAUUAUGAGCCAUUACCCGGUAAUGGAGCUAAUAUCGGUCCAAUAUCUCCAUUAUAUGGUGGACAAAGAGGAAAUGUAGAUGGAACAUUGAAAUAUUUAACUUGCAUUACAAAAAGACCGAGUAUUCUCAAUAUGGGAGUCACUUUCACGGGAAUAUUUUGGAAUGGUGUGAAAGACGGGCUCAACGAGCAAGACGAUAUUUGGAAAGUAGCUCAGAAUGAGAAUGGCCCGGGUAAAAGUAUUGGAUGGAGGAAAUUCAUUAAGGACCGAAGAAAUACAAUUCCACAAUGGCAUGACUCGUCUAAAAGCUCAUAUGCCUGGGACCCGAAAUCUAAAAUAUUUCUAGCUUUUGAAAAUGAGAAAAGCUUAUCGGAGAAGGUGAUUUAUGUUCGAAACAAGAAUAUUGGAGGACUUGUUAUAUGGAAUGUGGAUCAAGAUGACAAUGACAACUCUCUUUUGAAUGCAUUAACAUCCAUGGAUAUGUGCGCACGAGGUUCUGGGGGUACAAUGAAAUAUCGCUGUAGCAAUUCAAAUUUGUUAAUGAAACGUAUUCAAUAA